Molecule: messenger RNA, 746 nt
Organism: Acanthochromis polyacanthus (spiny chromis)
Lineage: Eukaryota; Metazoa; Chordata; Actinopteri; Pomacentridae
Gene: cd59b
Product: CD59 molecule (CD59 blood group)
Exons: 5
Coding region: 241-597 (118 amino acids)
Source: RefSeq, a predicted model, not a curated record
CCUUCCUGACCAGCUGUUUUAGCUCAAGUUUGUUGACAUUUUAGGAAAAUCAACGACAUUAAAACAGCGCCGAAUUUUCCGUGAGCAGCUGCUGUUUGCGGGUUUCCCGCAGAAGUUCAGACAGAAGUUUUUAUUUCACCGUGAAACCGAAGAGAAACUAAAAACCCGCGGAUUCUGCAGAGUUCCCCCUGUUUGGAUCCAGGAUUCCUGCGCCUGAGAUUCAUUCAUUAAGGAGUCGACAUGAAGCGCUGCCUCGGACUGAUGCUGCUGCUCUGUUCUGGGAUGUUUCAUGUAGGGUCUGGGCUUCGCUGCUACAAGUGCGCUGAUUACACCGGACGCUGCCAGAACGUCCAGGAGUGUACGUUCGAAGACUCCUGCAUCUCUCUGAGCGAGAGAGGUGGGAAGACGAUCCGUCAGUGCAUCCGGUACACGGACUGCGAUAACUCCCGCCUCAGCCAGAUGUUCCCGGCCAUCUCCGGCUUCACGUACAGAUGCUGCAGCAGCAACCUCUGCAACUCCGGCAUCACCGUCACCACGGCGACGCCCGCCCUGGCGCUGGCGGCGUCGCUGCUGAGCGUCUUUUGGAGCUGGAUGUGAAGAACCUGCAGCUUUGGGAUCUUUCACUGACACCCUCUAACACGAGCUAAACUGUUCUCUGUCCGGUUUCUCAGGUUGAAGUUGAAAUGACUUUCUUCAUUUUGCUAAUUUACUGUUCUAAUUAACCAAUAAACACGACGACAACUGAA